Molecule: messenger RNA, 533 nt
Organism: Ectocarpus sp. CCAP 1310/34
Lineage: Eukaryota; Phaeophyceae; Ectocarpales; Ectocarpaceae
Source: the annotation of a GenBank genome assembly
AUGGUCUCCGCUAACAUUGACCCCGACGGAGCUGCCGCCCAUAGGCCGCCCUCCGGAGCACCGAGCGGUGCGACAUCGCCCGCUCCUGCCUCGCUUUCUGGAUCUUCAUUGUCGGAGAUGAAGACUCGUCCGCCUGGCCCAACCCCCCCGCCCGUGCCUGGUGCUCGCUGUUUGCCCUUGCGCCCUCCACCGGCCCCUCCGUUUGACGACAAGUGCGAGUAUGCUUCGAACGACGUUCUCCUUUUCUGGAAACCUCCAUCCGUUUUCUCGCAAUGGACUCCCUCGGCUAUUGACGUACUGGGGAUACGCUGUUCAUGUGGUGAGCAAUUUAUGAUGUCUGAAAAAGCGAAGCUGCUUGGAGAUAUGGCAUCGUAUGACAAAAUUAUGACGGCAACUGAUCCUAAGACAUACAAGUACUUGGGUCGUAAAGUGCGUCCUUUCGACUAUGCUGAAUGGGAGCGUCGUCGUGAAGAGAUCGUGCUUACAGGGUCAUAUGCUAAAUUUGCUCAAAACCCAGCCAUGAAACAACAUUU